AUGGCGUGGUGCGGCGACUCAAGGAGCUUCCAUUUGCCGGCAAUCGAUGUCGGCGCGCUACGUAAUCGGGCCCCACAGACGGCGGCUUUCGGCUGCGUGUCAUUUGCUGGCGCUAACCUCCGCCGCCCUUCGUCAUCUAGAUCAGCCCCGCAACUGUUUGCUUCCUUGAGCAUUUCUACUGAUGCCACUUCCGGCAUAAAGGAAGCCGUUCAGACCGAAAAGGCUCCAGCAGCAUUGGGGCCAUAUUCUCAAGCAAUCAAAGCAAAUAAUAUGAUUUUCGUGUCUGGGGUUCUUGGACUAAUUCCAGAGACUGGAAAAUUUGUCUCGGAUAACGUAGAAGAUCAAACUGAGCAGGUUCUUAAGAAUAUGGGUGAGAUACUUAAAGCGAGUGGUGCCAGCUAUUCCUCAGUGGUCAAGACAACAAUCAUGUUGGCUGAUCUGGGAGACUUCAAGAAAGUGAAUGAGAUCUAUGCUAAAUAUUUUCCAUCGCCUGCUCCAGCUCGUUCAACUUACCAGGUGGCAGCACUACCAAUGGAUGCAAAGAUUGAAAUUGAUUUCCGUGUGUCUUCGUUGUCUAGAUUUCUUAAGAAAUUUCAUCAUCGUCGCAGGAAAGUUGACUUCAAUAUGGAGAAUUCUGGGAUGGGUUCUCUUAUGCGGAACCGAAGGUUUGAGAGCUAUGUUGAUGCUAGUUCUGCAAGGCCAGCAGCGCCACGGCCGAAACCGGUGGCGAAGGUGGUGGAGCAGCCACCGCAGAGGGCGGAAUCCGAUGAGUACGCAGCCGACGAUGAUGGGUGGUUUUCUUUUUUGAUUUCUUGGAUCAGAAUUGUUGUAUGUUUUGUAUCAAUGAUGUUUACAACAUUCAUAUGGGCUUUGAUCAUGCUGGUGCUUCUGCCAUGGCCUUACCAGAGAAUUAGGCAGGGCAAUAUCUAUGGACAUGUCACUGGUAAAAUGCUGAUGCGGAUUUUGGGGAAUCCAUUAAAGAUUGAAGGUGCUGAAUAUUCCAAUGAAAGGGCGAUUUAUAUAAGUAACCACGCUUCUCCCAUCGACAUCUUUCUUGUAAUGUGGUUGACUCCAACUGGCACAGUCGGCAUUGCGAAGAAAGAGAUCAUAUUUUAUCCAUUGUUUGGACAACUCUAUGUUUUAGCUAACCAUCUUCGUAUAGAUCGGUCCAAUCCAACUGCAGCUAUAGAGUCGAUGAAAGAGGCGGCUAAGGCAGUUGUAAAGAACAAUCUAUCUUUGAUCAUUUUCCCGGAGGGCACGAGGUCUAAGAGUGGACACUUGUUACCUUUUAAGAAGGGUUUUGUUCAUUUGGCAUUGCAAACACGCCGGCCUAUAGUUCCAAUCGUGUUGACGGGCACAAAUCGAGCAUGGAGAAAGGGCAGCUUGCACAUUAGGCCGACGCCUAUAAGCGUUAAAUAUCUUCCACCAAUUACAACCGACGACUGGACAGCAGACAAAGUCGAAGACUAUGUAGAGCUUGUUCAUGAUGUUUAUGUUAAAAAUCUACCAGAAUCUCAAAGGCCUCAAGCAUGA
Molecule: messenger RNA, 1533 nt
Organism: Fraxinus pennsylvanica
Lineage: Eukaryota; Viridiplantae; Streptophyta; Magnoliopsida; Lamiales; Oleaceae
Source: the annotation of a GenBank genome assembly